This is a messenger RNA of Harmonia axyridis, 4885 nucleotides long. It is a transcript of the gene DIP-gamma, whose product is annotated as lachesin. The transcript has 9 exons. Gene Ontology annotation, cellular component: neuron projection. The record is from RefSeq and is a predicted model, not a curated record. Bases 323 to 1495 code for a protein of 390 amino acids. NCBI's taxonomy places the organism in Eukaryota, Metazoa, Arthropoda, Insecta, Coleoptera, Coccinellidae.
UCAGCGACUCGAUCAGCACGGAAAGCGCAAGUUCCGCAUACCCUUAUGUUUACCAUACGAAUGGAAGCUGCUCUCGAAAUUUGUAAUUGAAUUUAUCGUCUGACUUUUGUUGAUACAGUCAGAUAAAUAGAGGGUGACGUCGCUUGUACUUUUUAUUGAACGUUGCGAAAGUUUCACUGGAAUUAUAUGUUGUUAUUCAUUGUUUGAGGAAAAUUUUGCCGAAGUUUUAUAACGAGGAGCGAAGAGGAAUUUUAAAGAGGAUAUAAAAUUAUACAUUCUCUUAUGGAAGGAACAUGUGAAGUGAACUGAAACGGUGGUAGUGAUGGCUAAUUUACAACAAUUUAGACUUUUGUUCGUUGCGCUGCUUGGGUGUUACUCAUCAGCAGAAAGCUACCAAGAAGAUUGGUCCACGACGAGGAUAAAUGAGGAACCGGAAUUUUUGACACCUAUAGAGAAUAUGACUAUUCCUAUUGGAAGAGAGGCCAUAUUAUCCUGUACUGUGAAUAAUUUGGGGCGUUACAAGGUGGCUUGGGUUCGAGCUGAAGACCAGACCAUUUUGAGCCUGCACACAAAGGUUGUAACUCACAAUUCCCGUAUCAGCGUUACGCACGACAACCUUCGCACAUGGCAUCUGAGAAUAAAACAGCUCAAAGAGACUGACCGCGGGUGUUAUAUGUGUCAAAUAAAUACAUCCCAGAUGAAAAUUCAAAAAGGGUGCUUGGACGUAUAUGUGCCGCCGGAUAUCAUAAACGACGACACUAGUGGAGAUUUGUCGGUAUCGGAGGGGGAGAAUGCUACUCUUUGGUGCAAGGCAACCGGACAUCCUGAGCCACGCAUCGCGUGGAGGAGAGAAGACGGACAGCCCAUCCUCAUCCGGCGCCCAGGAAGGGAGGCCAACCGAGUUGAAACCUACAACGGAAGCAGUUUAUUCUUCUGGCGGUUGGACAGGAAACAAAUGGGGGCUUACUUGUGCAUUGCGAGUAAUGAUGUUCCUCCGGCUGUGAGCAAGCGUAUAGCUCUGAAUGUCAACUUUGCUCCUCUAAUAAAAGUUCCUAAUCAACUUCUUGGUGCUCCUCUCAACACAGAUGUCCAACUUGAAUGCUAUGUUGAAGCAUUUCCCAAUACAAUAAACUACUGGAUAAAAAAUAGAGCUGAAAUGCUCAUAAAUGGAAGCAAAUACACGAUAAGGGAGGAGCGAAGCGGAUACAAGGUGUUUAUGUGGCUGGUCAUCAGGUCUUUUUCCCCAUCUGAUAUUGGAACUUACAACUGCGUAUCCACGAACUCUCUGGGCAGGGUGGAGGGUACAUUGCGGCUUUACGAAAUCAAAGUUGGUCCAGAAGGAGUCAACGAUCAUAUCAGUGUAGUUGGAGGAUUAGCAGAACCAGCACGAGGUCAUCGAACUAGGAAUAGUGAAAAUUCCUCCAGCUCAACUUGUACAAAAUUCUACAUCAUCCCAGUAGUCACGUGUAUCUUCUUGUACGCCAUUUCAAGGUGACGUAUUUCUUAAAGAGGUGCAAAGGAACUGAAAUCUUCAUCAAAUUGUAUAGCGUGAAAAGGGAAUUUGCUAUUUAAAUGUGAAAGGUUACGUCCGUUCAGGAAAAUGUGUCAAGACAAAUUAAGUCGCCAAUUUGUGAGCGUUCCCUAAUUCAUUUCCAGUAUUCUUAGGAAAUUCAGCUUGUAUAUAUCUCCUAGGAUAAAAUUUAAUAAGUUUAUAUGUCAACAAGCCUCAACAAACUAAACAUUUCGAUGUAUCACAGAAUAAUUGAAUAAUAUGAUAAAUUUAUCGAAUUCAAGUCAAUAAAUAAGAAUAUAAAAUAGCACUAAGAGAAACAUGAGACUGGAACCCUUCAAUUUGCUCCAGAAUUUGAGGGAUACAACCUUGGGAUGAGUGAAUAAAAAUGGAAUUCACAAAAUGGCCACAUGGUUUUCAGUUCUAUUUUCUAUUUAAAUAAAUCCAUUGGCAAUAUAGAAAAAUCAAUGCUCUAUUUUCUUGAUGUUUCUGAUACGUUGGUUUCAAUUUUGAUAUCUGAUACGUUUAAUGUAGAAUCAAUAAAUGUAUCAAUAUAUAUUCAAUAAGAGAAUUUAACAUUGUUGGAAUAGUACAUAAAUUGAUUUUUUUGUUGUAACUAGGCCUAACGAUCAUAUCUAAUAACUUUCAACCUAUGUAUAUCUUAUAUUUUUCGUUGCUCUUUGUAUUAAAGCUACAAUUGGUUCUUUUCCGUUGAAUGAAAUUUCGAAAACAAUGGUACUAACAAAUGACUUUUGUCAAAAUAUGGCUUUCAUUUCAACAUUAUACCUAGCUGUCAAGUAUGGAUUACGUAUGAUGCUCUCUCAUCGAGUGUAUUUCGUACACAAGGUUUUAUUUUCAAUAUAGGUAACAUUAUCUCAAUUUCAUCGAAAAAAUUAAAAUCAAACGAAAAAAUUAUUCAUCACUGAUUCAAGAGAAUCUUCAGAAAAAACUCGUAAAAAAUUAUAUUAUUUAUAUACAGGGAGUUAGAUAAACAUGCGGAAAAAAUUCAAGAGGCUAUUCUUUGGACUAUUUUAAGGAUAUUCAUUCUUUGAUUAUUUUUUAAAAAGCGCUUUGUUGCGAAGAUAGCCGACGAAACAAAUUUUCAACAAAAAACAAUUUAUUACUAAAAGUUACAUGCAACAUUUCUUAACCUACAACAAUUGUUGAAAAUGGCUACCUUCAGCUCGGAGGCUACCGAUCUCUUAUAUCCUCCAUAUCUUCCACGGGCCUAAUAUAAACUAAUGAUUUUAGAUGACCCCAUCGGAAAUAAUCGAGGGGCUUAAGUCCAGAUCGAGCAGGCCAUACGUGAAAUUUCGAGCCCCAUUCAAAAUUUUGAUCAUUUCGAACGCAUCACUAGGGACAAAUAUUAUCCAAGAAGAAUAUCGGCAAUACUACUCAAUAGAUAUUUCUGUGAUAACUGAUAUAACCUUUUUGCGACCAGAUAAAGAACAACGAUUUUAAGCUUGUUGCAGAACUACUUGUUGAUCACAUAAUCAGAACCAUAGAAAAUUCAGACAGAAUAUCGAAAGAACCUAAAAUAUCAGUGAACAUACACAAGUUGAAAUAUUCGAAGUGGAUGUACAAUAACGAUUUUAAAGUUGUGGAUGUACAAUAACGAUUUUAAAGCUGUCCACGGAAUUUAUUUUUCAUUGCGUCAUUAUAACCAUAGAAAUUUCAAGCAAACCAUAGAAAUAGUCCUUAUAUUUCCAUCACAAUAGAUCUGACUAGGUUGAAAUUUUAUUUUUAGGCAUAUUUAAAAUAACCCCUUGAAUGUUCAUGCCAAAUUUUGAGAGGAACCGUUCCUCUGAGGGAACCGUGCAUCGAAACCUUCAAUCUAGAUAAACUAAACGACAACAAUGGCACAAAAAAAAUCACAUCUCAGUAGUGUAGUAGUAGUAACUGUAAUUUAUUGCCUCCAAACAAAUGGCCAUCGACCUAGAGUCCUUCAGCCUUUUAAUUUAUUUUUUUUUAUAAUUGAACUGGUAUUGUACAAUUAGGUAUAUUGUGCUGUUCAAUAAGUUUAGAAUGAAACCACUCGUUGAGUUGAGUGACUGGAUUAUUUCAUUUAUUUGUUCAAUUCCUGUCUUUUCAUAUAAAAGUUGAUUGGGGGUAUUAUGGAGAAUUUGGGUGUCGCAUUCAAUUGUUAUUUUUCUCAUGGCCACGGUUUCUACUACUUGCAUGCAGAUUGUUUAUUGCUCUCAUAUUUACUUACCUAUAUAAAAUACCUGUCUGUAUAUUCACCACUAGAAGAGUUUUCUUUUUAAAAUGUAGGAAAUACAUUGAAGUUGAUCGCAAAACUUCAAAGCUAUAACACUAGAUUGAUCUAGCUCUUUAAAGUUAUGCUGUUAACUAACCCACAGUGGCGAAGCUAGGAGGGGCAGAGGGGGUCCUGGCCCCCCUAAAAUUCUGCUGCACCCCCCUCCUAAAAUUUGACAUACUAAGGCUAAAAGAUUAGCAGAACUAUAAUUCUGCUUUACUUUGGCCCCCCAAAAAAAAAUCCGACCCGCUCUUGGCCACCCCUGUUUAACCAAAGACUAACUAGUAAUCUGUGGUUUAACCCUCAAUGUUUAACGUUCAACAUUUGUACUUAUUUAACCUAACAAAUUGAGUUCUGAGAUUUCUACAAAGGAAAACCCAAAUGAUUAUUUUUUCAAUGAAGAAUACUCCAUUCAAAGAAAUAGUGAUCCCGAUAAAUAACCCUCAAACCAUUUUAAAUCCAGUGGAAAAGUCACAACCGUCCAAAUUCCACAGAAGCUAUGUGAGUACUUGAAUUGCCAAUCUGUAAAUUAGCCGAAGAAGCAAAUAUAUCAAACACAUUUUAUUCAUCCUACGCUCAGUGAAAAUACGCUUUGGGAAUUGAUAGCUCAAUUAAAUCGACUUUAUGUGCAUCAUCCUUAAUCAAAUAGCGUCGCAUGCAAUCGAGGCAAGUGUAUUUCAGAAAGAUCCAGUUAAUUGAUUCACUUUGGUUUAAAUGCUGUGUACUUCCAAUAAGCAACUUCAAAAGUUGAUUUUCGAUAGAAGUGUUAUUUUCGUUUCUGGGGUGAUACAGCUAAUUCGGAACUUUUUUCAAAGUGAAAAUCUAUUUUUCUCUAUAGUUAAUGUUGAAAUGAGUAUAUAAAGUACCACUUUACCAGCAAGGGUAGAUAAAAUGUUUUAACUUUUUUUUAAAUUUACAUCCUAGAUUUUUGUGGCAACAAUAAUCUUUGCUUUCAAUGCUGCAUCUGCUACAUGUAACCGCAGGUUUUCUUCUUGAUGUGUUACUUAUUUUCCGUACAUUUCGUAUUCACUUCGUACACAAAAUGCAAAAAUACCAAACACUCCACAAAAACCAGAAUGUAAAAUUUGUUGCACAUUUUUGUUGACAGAGUAAUUUAU